GAAUGUGGGAAAUGUUUCUCCCGGAAGGGUAAUCUCAAGACACACAUUCUUGGACACAGUGGUGUUAAGGAGUUCAAAUGUGAGGAAUGUGGGAAAUGUUUCUUCCGGAAGGGUGUUCUCAAGACACACAUUCUUGGACACAGUGGUAUUAAACAGUUUGAAUGUGAGGAAUGUGGGAAAUGCUUCACCACCAAGGGUCAUCUCCAGUACCACAUUCUUGCACACAGUGGCAAAAGAGAGUUCAAAUGUGAGGAAUGUGGGAAAUGUUUUGCUGUAAAAAGUGCUCUCAAGUCACACAUUCGUGGACACAGUGGUAUUAAGGAGUUCAAAUGUGAGGAAUGUGGGAAAUGUUUUGCGGUAAAAAGUGCUCUCAAGUCACACAUUUGUGGACACAGUGGUAUUAAACAGUUUGAAUGUGAGGAAUGUGGGAAAUGUUUUGCGGUAAAAAGUGCUCUCAAGUCACACAUUCGUGGACACAGUGGUAUUACGCAGUUUGAAUGUGAGGAAUGUGGGAAAUGCUUCAACACCAAGGGUCAUCUCCAGUACCACAUUCUUGCACACAGUGGCAAAAGAGAGUUCAAAUGUGAGGAAUGUGGGAAAUGUUUUGCGGUAAAAAGUGUUCUCAAGACACACAUUCUUGGACACAGUGGUAUUAAGGAGUUCAAA
Molecule: messenger RNA, 666 nt
Organism: Homarus americanus (American lobster)
Lineage: Eukaryota; Metazoa; Arthropoda; Malacostraca; Decapoda; Nephropidae
Product: gastrula zinc finger protein XlCGF67.1-like
Exons: 2
Biological process (GO): regulation of transcription by RNA polymerase II
Molecular function (GO): DNA-binding transcription factor activity; RNA polymerase II cis-regulatory region sequence-specific DNA binding
Source: RefSeq, a predicted model, not a curated record